Molecule: messenger RNA, 1623 nt
Organism: Penaeus monodon (black tiger shrimp)
Lineage: Eukaryota; Metazoa; Arthropoda; Malacostraca; Decapoda; Penaeidae
Exons: 9
Coding region: 134-1141 (335 amino acids)
Source: RefSeq, a predicted model, not a curated record
GCUCCUGUGUGGCACUGUGCGGUCACGGGUGAACUGUGCAACGAGUGAGAGGUGCCAGAGUAUUAGUGAGAGGAGCCCCCCCCCCCACCCACCCACAAGCAUACCCCAAGAGGCAGUAAAGAAAACGGUCGUCAUGCACUGCUUUCGCCAUGCACUCGGCAAGCAAAGAAUGGCGGUUGCAAGUCUCUUGUUUCUGCUUGCAGGCGGCAUUUUAGGUCCACAACUUUCAAAUGCAACUUGCGAUCCAUUGUGCCUCCCGCACCGCCUCGCCUGGGCCGGAAUUCCCAUGACGAACGGCACCACCAGAUCCUUCUUCUGGCCAGAGGACGACUCGGACGAAAUCUACCUGACCGGGAAUGGCAUAAGGAUCACCCUCGACCUCCAGGAUCUCCCUCGGAAUCGUUGGCACGAGGUCGAGUUGCAGGUCAACUUGACGGGGGACAGAAUGAAGGACAUUUCAGGUCGUGAAGGGGGCGGAGCAUAUCGAGUUAAGUGCCCAAGCCUUUCUAUCGACGAGGCAAGGAGCUGCGAGGGAAGGCACUGUUCGGCACUCAGCCUAGGGACGAACAGAGCCAGUCGGUGGGCCUUCGACUGCGAGGCUGCUCCAUGCGGGUGUCCAGAAUUUGCUGACUGCCCAAGCGCCACUGAACAACACUGCAGCACCGUGCAGCUGAGUGAGUUCAGUCUCCUGCUCGAUCGCCCUCAGGCGGUGUUCUGGCGGCCGGAGUCCCUUGAGGAAAUAAGAGUCAUGUGGGGCGCCAACUUCGAGCAUUCCUUCAACCUGGGAGUGGAGGAGGACUUGUUAUUCAAGUGGAUAAAGGUGGAGGUGGAUCUGGUGGAGGAAGAAGGAACCUCCGGAGACCGAAGCUGCACGCUGAAGGUCCCUCAGCUCAACGUGUCGAGGACUUGUUCCACCGUUCCCGCAACUGGCUCUGAGAUGAUGUUCGACUCGCCCAACCCCCUGCUACUGGGCCUCGGGUGCGACCUGCCCCCGAGGGAAGCCCCUGUGGUUACGAAGCCGGUUGCAGCAAGGGCGGGGGGAACCUCGUGGGCGUGGAUUUCCUUCCUCGUCAUCGCCAUCAUCGUCUGCAUCGGUGUAGCAGUCUUCUUCGUGGUUAGAAGGAGGAACCAAAACCAUUAGGGUCGUAUCCCUUCUUGUUUACCGCCGCAGUCGUUAGUCGAUUAAUUAUUAGUAGUAGUAUUUUUAUUAUCAUUAUCUUUAUUAUUUUUAUUAUUCUUAUAAUUACUGUCAUCAUUAUCUUUUUAUUAUUAUUAUCCUUAUUAUCAUAAUCAUUAUUAUUAUCGUUAUUAGUAUCAUUAUCACUAUUAUCGUUAUUAUUAUCAUCAUUAUUAUUAUUAAUUAUUAUUAAUAUUGUUAUCAAUAUAUAAUUAUGUUCAUGAUCAUUUUGUUAUUAGUCUGUUCAUUAUUUUGUUCACAAUCGUCAUUGUUAUUAUCACCAUUAUUACAUUAUCCUUGCUAAUGUAACUAUUAUCAUUAAUAUUUUUUUUUCUGUUUAUCAUCAUCAGUGUCACUUGUCUGCCAUUUUAUUAUAUUUUUCAUUUUUUAUUUGUUAAUUUGGUUUUAUCCAUAAUACAUCUUUAUCAAAAAUCUAUUUCCUUCGU